Molecule: messenger RNA, 707 nt
Organism: Rubroshorea leprosula
Lineage: Eukaryota; Viridiplantae; Streptophyta; Magnoliopsida; Malvales; Dipterocarpaceae
Source: the annotation of a GenBank genome assembly
CUUUUAGAGGAAAACGACGCCGUUUAGUUUGGAACUCCAAUUUUUUUUUGGGAGGUAGGACUGAUACCCACUUUCCCGAUAUAUUUUUCUAUAUUUAUAAUUUUUUGACUUGCGUCCGAUCUUUUCAUUUUGAAAAAAUUAAAUACUUUUGUUUCUCUGAUGUUUCUUACUAGUACCGUCUCCCCUUUCUCCGAUCAUUCCCAUUCAAUCCGAUCAGAUCGAUCCAUGGCAGAUGAGUUCAAUACAAGCACUAACUUUUGAGAUUCUUCCUUCUGCACCGCCUUUGAUGCCGGAUCCUCUUCGUGUGGGCUUAACAUGCAUGGGCAGCUUUGUGUACAGAAUGUCAGAAACUGAGAGAGGGAGUGGAUUUCGGGUCUAGAGGUGUUCGUAGGACAUUAUCCUGGAUCGCACCUGAGCUUUUAAGUGAUAUAUGUUCAUUCUUUUGGGAUUGUUACGUGGGAGUUACUCGCAGGGGAAGAACCUUCUUCUUAUGCUGGUAUGCAAUGUGCCUCUAUGAUUGGUAAGCAUCAUGUUAUUAUUAGAUUAUAUACUCUAAAUGACUCGCUAAAUAAUGUCUUGUCUUCUUGAUAUCUUUGCAUAGAUUCCAUAUCAUGAUGACCUUCAAGGGCUUACUGUUCACUUGAAACGUUCGCUUGAAAGAGUGAUUUUGCUUUUGUUUUGUGAUCUAAUACAUAGAUUUUUACAUG